GUGGAGCUGGAGAACAUCUUCUGAAUUGAAGUACCAUCUGCAGAUUAAUUGCUGUCUGCACUUACUUGGCAUUUGACGGGACCGGCUAUCAGAAAUUAGAAUAAGCAACAACUUAGUUUCGCUAACCAACGAGGAAUCAUGAGUAACGGCAAAGAAAUGGAGGAGGUCAAAUAUGAUCUCUCAAAAAGCGCGGAGAAGACCGUGGAUGGGAGUUGUCCUGAGAAAGAGGUGAAGGCGACGGUGAAAAGGGAGCACUGGAGCAAUAAGAUGGACUUCAUUUUGUCGUGCCUGGGCUGGGCCGUAGGUCUCGGCAACGUGUGGAGAUUUCCAUAUCUUUGCUACAGGAACGGAGGAGGUGCUUUUCUUGUGCCUUAUUUCCUGAUGUUGGCUCUGAGUGGACUCCCUUUGUUCUUGAUGGAACUUGGUCUUGGUCAGUUUGCGAGUCGGGGUGUCAUCCAGAUAUGGUGUAUGGCACCAGCUUUUAAAGGUAUUGGAUUAACCAUGUGCAUGAUUAACAGUUUAGUAAAUAUCUACUAUCCUGUCAUCAUUGCCUACAUCUUCUACUACUUCUUCGUCUCGUUUGCGAGAGAGCUACCGUGGAAGUAUUGCAAUCCUCUCUGGGCAUCGGAAAACUGCACUGACCCAGACUCUCGGUCCAACAGCAACGGAACGUUCAACGGAACCUUCAAUGGAACUGGCGAGUACGAUGUAAGCACCUGGUCAAUGACCACGAUGCUUCCAAAUUCCACCAACGCAACCAACGCCAUCGAGUACGCCAAAAGGCCAGCUCAGGAAUUCUGGGACAACUUUGUGCUCCAGCGUAGCUCUGGCCUGCAUGACACCGGGGUUAUCAGAUGGCAGCUUCUUCUCUGUUUGGCGCUCGUCUGGAUCUUGACUUUCCUCGCUCUCGUCAAGGGUGUCAAAAGUGUUGGAAAGGUGGUGUACUUCACUGCAACCUUUCCCUACAUUGUGUUGACGAUCCUGCUCAUCCGUGGCCUUACCUUAGAAGGAUCCCUAGACGGUAUCCUCUACUACAUCAGGCCUAACUUCAGCAGACUCAAGGACCCCAGGGUAUGGAAAGAUGCUGCUGCUCAGAUCUUCUACUCUCUUGGACCGUCCUGGGGUGGUCUACUGACCAUGGCUAGCUACAACAAGUUCAACAAUAACUUCUACAGGGACGGGAUCAUCAUCGCCCUUCUGAACUGUAGCACCAGCAUCUUCGCAGGUUUUGUCAUCUUCUCUGUUGUUGGCUUCAUGUCGUUUGACUCGGGUCUCCCCAUCGAUAAGGUCGCUACUUCAGGCCCUGGUUUGGUCUUUGUUGUAUACCCUGAAGCCUUAGCACGUAUGCCCUUCGCUCCUCUAUGGUCAGUCCUCUUCUUCUUCAUGUUCAUCACCAUUGGUCUAGACAGUCAGUUUGUUGAUGUGGAGACUGUUGUCUCUGGCCUUUACGACAUUGUUGAAGAGAACAUUCCUUACAUGAGAGGCAGAAAGACCUUGUUGACGGGAAUCAUCUCCUUUGUCACGUUUCUCAUUGGCAUCCUCCUUGUAACACAGAGUGGAAUAUACUGGCUGACCCUAAUCGACAACUUUGCAAGUACCUUCACCACGUUGGUAGUCGCUGUGUCAGAGUGUCUCGUUAUAUCUUAUGUAUAUGGUGCUGGACGAUUUGUGGAGGACUUGAAGGUUAUGCUUGGCUACAGAAUCCCUGUUUACUGGCAGAUUGCUUGGAUGUUCAUCGCUCCUUUUGUCAUUGUGUUCAUUUUCAUCUUCUUCUGCGUGGUAUACCAACCCCUGAUCUACGAUGCAAGCUACACCUACCCUCAGUGGGGUGAGACUCUAGGAUGGUUGAUGGCUCUCUCUGCGAUGAUCUUCAUUCCAGGAUAUUUCCUCUUCUUCUUUCUCUUCAAGACGGAGGGAUCGAUACGAGAGAGAUUCCAUACAUGCCUCUCACCGUCAGAGAAAUGGGGACCGUUGAGGAACGAGGACAGGCUGCUGGCAGGGUACCCUCUCCUAGAGGGCCAUGAUGCAGAAGAUAUCAACCAGACCACUGUUUGAGUAGUACCUAGCUAGCACACUCUCCCUCCCUCCGUCCCUCCCUCCCUGGUCUAUGCCCCAACGACUUAACAGCACCAAAGCUUAGAAGCACUAUGCACUGCCCUUUUCUCUUAACUCAUGUCCGUAGGUUUCUUUAUCUCCGAGUAUAAAAAGCAGCGUAGGUUGUGGUAUUAAUCCCUGGACAAAAUGGUUGGGUUUCUCCAACUGUACUCGGUUCCUUUGAUCUAGCAUAUGCUCCGGCGACAUCAGGGGGGUGUUUCACAAAACUUGUCAUCAGUGACAAAUGACAGUUUUUGUUAUAAGCUACUGAAAUCCUUGCUUCUGAUAUGGUAUCAGCAGAUUUGUCACUGAUUUUUGUCAUUUGUCAUUUUUGUCAUUGAAACGGGUCCCUGUUCUAGGCUAGCGUUAGGAUUGCACUUUAUGUUUUUGGUAAGAUUAAAGUUGAGAGUGAGGUGUAGUGUAGGGUCCAACGUAGCUUGAUGUACUAAAAUGGCCGCAGAGCCAUUGUCGCCGGAGCAUGUGCCGUGCAAUGUAUGCUUUAAUAUUCUCAAGGCUUUGAAGACAUUCUUGAAAUACCUUUUCUCAUUUGAGGUGUGAGCCUGAGUUUCAGCAAUUUCGCACAAAGUAGAGGAUUAUUAAUUAUCCUAUUAAACAAGGAGGCUGAUUUUGCUGUUCAUUUGUUUUGAUAUUCUAAUUCUUUAUAUUCGUACUUAACCAGCCACUUAUC
This is a messenger RNA of Strongylocentrotus purpuratus (purple sea urchin), 2782 nucleotides long. Its product is annotated as sodium- and chloride-dependent glycine transporter 1-like. The record is from RefSeq and is a predicted model, not a curated record. Gene Ontology annotation, cellular component: membrane. The transcript is spliced from 14 exons. The coding region runs from base 139 to 2055 and encodes 638 amino acids. Lineage: Eukaryota; Metazoa; Echinodermata; Echinoidea; Camarodonta; Strongylocentrotidae. Gene Ontology annotation, biological process: sodium ion transmembrane transport.